CAUUUAGCGAAAACUGACUCUGGGAGGGGAAGCAGACCAAACUGAAAGCUGUUGCUCGUAGAUUCUUCUUUCUCGAAAAAAGAAAAGAGCCGAGACAAGGGUGCAGUUUUGUCUUCAUUUUCUUGUCGUGAAAACUGUGUCCUCCCGGUCAGACGUGCUGGGGAGCCCGAGGAGGGGCUGAGCCGCUGUCUGUAGGAUGUCCCGACAUGAGGGUGUGAGCUGUGAUGCAUGUUUAAAAGGAAACUUCAGAGGAAGACGCUUCAAGUGUUUAAUUUGCUACGACUACGACCUUUGUGCAUCGUGCUACGAGAGCGGAGCCACAACUACGAGACACACCACAGAGCACCCCAUGCAGUGUAUAUUAACCCGGGUAGACUAUGACUUGUAUUAUGGAGGAGAUACGUUUUCAGUAGAACAACCGCAGUCAUUCACCUGUCCUUAUUGUGGCAAGAUGGGCUUCACGGAGUCAUCCUUACAGGAACAUGUCACCUCAGAGCAUGCGGAGACUUCUACAGAGGUGAUCUGUCCAAUAUGUGCUGCCUUGCCAGGAGGCGACCCCAACCACGUCACAGACGACUUCUCAGCUCAUCUAACACUUGAACACCGAGCACCAAGAGAUUUAGAUGAGUCCAGCAGUGUUCGACACGUACGCAGGAUGUUUCACCCUGGUCGAGGCCUGGGUGGUCCCAGAGCACGACGGACUAAUAUGCACUUUACUAGCGGCUCGGCGGGUGGCCUGUCCUCAUCUUCAUCACAGAGCUCCACCUACACCCCCAGUAACCGGGAAGCAAUGGACCCAAUCGCAGAGUUGUUGUCUCAGCUGUCAGGUGUGCGGCGCGCUGCAGGGGGUCAGAUAAACUCAUCAGGGCCAUCAGCAUCUCAGCUCCAGCAGCUUCAGAUGCAGCUGCAGUUGGAGCGGCAGCAGGCUCAGGCAGCACGGCAGCAGGUCGAUACAGGCCGCCACGCAGCACGACGCGGCACCAACCCCGGCAAUACUGGUACCGCUCUCCCACCACCCAGCACAGCAACCUCCAACGCUGCCGCCGUGGGUGAAAGCAACCCCUCGUCCUCAUCCCAUAGUACCCAGUUCCUGUUAGCACGGUUGAAUGAGCCCAAGAUGUCAGAAGCAGAGCGACAGUUUCUGGAAGGAGAGUGCGCAGACCGCAGCCUGUUUGUCCAGGAGCUGCUUUUGUCCACGCUAAUGCACGAAGAGAGCUCAUCCUCCGACGAAGACGAGCGACGAGACUUCGCCGACUUCGGGGCCAUGGGCUGUGUGGAUGUCAUGCCUUUAGACGUGGCACUGGAGAACCUUCAGCUCCGAGAGAGCAGCUCUACGGGGAAGGAGCCUCCGCCGCCUCCUCUUUGAUGUCCAAGCAUCAAGCAGACUGUGUCCUCUCUGCUGCAACUGUCAGUGAUGGACGGCAAUCGGCAGCAGUCCUCCUCCCGAGCCCCGCCCCCUCCUUCCCCUCCCCUGUGUUCUCUGACUUUGUUUCUGGUGAGUGUGGUGAGUGUAAUUUCAAGCCUGUCACCAAUUUUGGUAUUGUCAACAAAAAAAAUAAAUGAGCAAGUGAGAGAAACAUGCAAACGCGCAAAAAGCAACUGAGAGUAGAUAAAUCUAUAUAAGAUAUAUAUGAAGUUGAUAAUCAGUCCACAUAACUUUUUUCUUUAUCAGGUAAGUGCUACAGGCGGCUGUGGCAGACAAUUGGCUCCUGUAAGAUGCAAACAGCUCUCUCUUAAAUACUCCACAUUCAAAACUCAAGAGGACCUCUUUUGAAGCUGCUGUGUAUGUUUAUGACUAUAAAUUAAUAAAAAGUGCUUGGAUCAGUUACCAUAACUACUGCAUGCAGUUAUUUGCAGCGUGCAUGGCGUUCAGUGACGUGGUCAUUAGGAAAAAAGCAACGUUUUUGUUAAAAGUAUCCCAAAGCAGUCAAGUUUUGAGUUACUUGCAACACUGUUAAGUAUUGGAAAAUUGAGUCCACAAAGAUGAGAAGAAAUUGAACUCAAAUAAUCUGCAAUUCCAAGUUGGAAGAAGUUGGGAGGUUAUGGAAAA
Messenger RNA from Thalassophryne amazonica, 2050 nucleotides. RefSeq names its product potassium channel modulatory factor 1 (gene kcmf1). Gene Ontology annotation, molecular function: zinc ion binding. Gene Ontology annotation, cellular component: plasma membrane. The record is from RefSeq and is a predicted model, not a curated record. The coding region runs from base 197 to 1366 and encodes 389 amino acids. Lineage: Eukaryota; Metazoa; Chordata; Actinopteri; Batrachoidiformes; Batrachoididae. Gene Ontology annotation, biological process: synaptic signaling. The transcript is spliced from 7 exons.